This is a messenger RNA of Physella acuta, 1470 nucleotides long. Its product is annotated as zinc finger protein 583. NCBI's taxonomy places the organism in Eukaryota, Metazoa, Mollusca, Gastropoda, Physidae. The record is from RefSeq and is a predicted model, not a curated record. Gene Ontology annotation, molecular function: DNA-binding transcription factor activity, RNA polymerase II-specific. Gene Ontology annotation, cellular component: nucleus. Gene Ontology annotation, biological process: regulation of transcription by RNA polymerase II.
AAACUAAAAAACAUUUUGUGCGAAUUAGUACCAAGCUACCUGAAGAGAGCAAAGGUUUAUUAAGCUGUUUAUUACAAUUUACAACUUUCAUUUCUGAGAUGCUGUCCAGCAUGGAGGUUAAAACAGAUGUGUUAUCUGCAGUUUCAUCUACUGUAGAUAUACAGUCAAAUGAAUUAACAGAGUUUUCAUCUUCUGAAGAUUUGAAACCUGAUCUAUCAACCAUAGUAUUAUCAUCUUCUGAAGACAUAAAAACAGAAUUAACAUUUUUUAAUUUCCAGGAUAUAAAACCUGACAUGACAUUUAAAACCCAUCAAGAUGUUAAACCUGAUGUUACACCAGAAUUUUCUUCUUCUGAUGACGUAAAAGCAGAAUUAUCAACAUUGUUUUAUUUCCAGGAUAUAAAACCUGAUAUCACAUUUAAAAACCCUCAAGAUGUUAAACCUGAUGUUACACCAGAAUUUUCUACUUCUGAUGACAUAAAACCAGAAUUAUCAUUUUUUAAUUUCCAGGAUAUAAAACCCGAAUGUGAUGUUUGUCACAAAAGAUUUAGUGCUAAGAAUAGUCUAUUACGACAUAAAAAAGUUCAUUCAGAAGAUAAGUCGCAUGAAUGUGAUGUUUGUCAUCAAAGGUUUUCUCAAAGUUCUAACUUAAGAAGACAUAUUAUACAGAUUCAUUCAGGAGAAAGGCGUUUUGAAUGUGAUGUUUGUCACAAAAAAGUUAGUGAUAAGAAGGGUCUAUUACGACAUAAAUUUAUUCAUUCUGGAGAUAAACCACAUGAAUGUGAUGUUUGUCAUAAAAGGUUUUCUCAAAGUUCUUAUUUAAGAAAACAUAAAAAGGUUCAUUCAGAAGAAAGGCCUCAUGAAUGUGAUGUUUGUCAUAAAAAUUUUGUGGAUAUGAAGGAUCUAUUACGUCAUAAAAUUGUUCAUUCUGAAGAUAAGCAAUAUGAAUGUGAUGUUUGUCAUAAAAGGUUUUCUCAAAGUUACAAGUUAAGUGAACAUAAAAAAGUUCAUUCUGGAGAUAAACCACAUGAAUGUGAUGUUUGUCAUAGAAGGUUUUCUCAAAGUUCCAAUUUAAGAACACAUAAAAAGGUUCAUUUAGGAGAAAGGCCAUAUGAAUGUGAUGUUUGUCAUAAAAGGUUUUCUCAAAGUUCCAAUUUAAGAACACAUAAAAAGGUUCAUUCAGGGAAAAGGCCACUAGAAUGUAAUAUUUGACAUCCAUGGUUUUCUCAAAUUUCUUGUUAAUCUUCACACACAAAAAUUUUUUUAUAGAGAAAAGCCACAUGAACGUGAUUUGUCACAAAAAGUUGACUCAGAAGAAUAAUUUGUUAUGCCAUAUGUGUUCUUACAGGUUAUAAGCCAUAUGUAUGUAUAAAAGAUUUUCUCUAAGUUCUUAUGUAAGUGCACUUGUAAAGUCACUCAAGAGACAAGCCGCAUUAAUCUGGUUUUUGUCAUAAAAGAUUUUCUCAAAGUU